Molecule: messenger RNA, 3410 nt
Organism: Carassius gibelio (silver crucian carp)
Lineage: Eukaryota; Metazoa; Chordata; Actinopteri; Cypriniformes; Cyprinidae
Exons: 2
Coding region: 850-2472 (540 amino acids)
Source: RefSeq, a predicted model, not a curated record
AGCUUGUGGAGCAGGGGGCCAGGGGGAGCCAACAGAGCAAGGAGACAGGGCAUAGCUGGCAGAGCUAAAAAGCACUGGGGUGGAGUCAGCAGAACAGGGACCAAGGGCGAGCAUAAAGUCAGAGUGGAGCCGGCAGAGCAGGGAUCCAGGGCAGAGCAAGGAACGAGGGCAGAGUGGAAAGAGCCUAAGAGCACCAGGGCAGAGCAGAUGUGACUGAAAAGGGAGAAGUGACCGAAGAUGGAGAUGUGACCCAUGGUGGGGCAGACAAAAACCACAGUAGUCCUGAAGGGUCCAAAGAUCCCCACGGUGUCAUGAUUCUGCCCUCGUGUCCUUGAUUUUUCCUAGUCUUGAGGCAGGAUCAUGACAGACCCGUGUUUUGUGUACAAGCACAUGGCCUUGCCUUUGGGCCAUGUGCUUGUGUUGUCUCGUUCCCUUGCCCCGCCCCCCUUGUUAACCUAGUCGUGUCUUGAUUGUCCCAUCUGUGCCACCUGUCGUGUCUUGAUUGUUCCCCCUAUUUAGCUUUCCUAGUGUGCUCUGUCUUGCGUCGGUUCAUUGAGAUUUGUUCCCUAAGAAGUGUCAUUGUGAUUGUACCUCAACUGUGUCCUACAAUUGUGAUUGUGUGUGAGAUUGUGCUGUACCCGCUGAAGUCCUUGUAUUACCGUGAGUGUUUAUGGUUAGUAUUUAGAGUCCUUGUUUAUCUUGUCAGUCCAGUCCUGUUUUAGUUAUUUAGUCUUUACCUUGCUCCUUGUUUUCCCCCUCGUGGGUUUUGUUUUCCCCUUUUUGUAAUAAACCCUUUGUUUGAGAAUCCCUGUCUGCACCUGAGUUCCUCCCUUACCAAACCCUGACAGAAUGAACCGACCAAAAAGGAACUCAGCAGGCAGGAGGUCCCCCGAGCUCCAACAAUUGUUGGAGUUCCGUCGACAGUGUUGGAUGUCGUCCCCCACCGACAGGAAGGGGGUCACCCUCCCAUACUCGCCCGAGGGGGAGUGGAUCCUUCGGAAUUAUGCCCGGCUGUGGGAGAGCAUCUCCCAGGAGGAGCCACAGAGGUCCCCCCCACCUACCCAGCUGCCGGCGAUCCCGGAGGGUCGUGUCCUGGCCGUGGCAACCCUGGGGGAUCAGUUAGGUCCCUCCCAAGAUCCUGAGGCACCUCCCACUACCUUAAGUCUCCCCAACAAGCGAGGGAGACGGUUUUCAUGGGAGUCAACUUCUGAGUCUUCGGCGUCCGAGACUGCCCUGCCCGAGACCAAACUCCCCCAACCCGCCUCUGACCCAGCUGUGGCCUCUGCACCGCGCCCAAGGAGGAAGAGGAGGAAGAGGGGGCCUGCCGGUCCUGUGACCCUGUCUCCUCCCGUGCCAGCAGCGGAGAGCGCUGGCGUGCCCGUGCCAGCAGCGGAUAGCGCUGGCGUGCCCGUGCCAGCAGCGGAGAGCGCUGGCGUGCCCGUGCCAGCAGCGGAGAGCGCUGGCGUGCCCGUGCCAGCAGCGGAGAGCGCUGGCGUGCCCGUGCCAGCAGCGGAGAGCGCUGGCGUGCCCGUGCCAGCAGCGGUGGGCGUGCCCGACCCAGCAGCGGAGAGAGCUGACGUGCCCGUGCCAGCAGCGGUGAGCGCUGGCGUGCCCGUGCCAGCAGCGGAGAGAGCUGGCGUGCCCGUGCCAGCAGCGGUGAGCGCUGGCGUGCCCGAGCCAGCAGCGGUGAGCGUGUCCGAGCCAGCAGCGGUGAGCACUGGCGUGCCCGAGCCGGCAAAGAAGAGGGCAGUAUGCAAGUCGGCAGUCGUGAGAGCGCAGGAGAGUGCCGCGGCCGACUCUGCAGCAAAGACUUUAGUUCAGUGUAUCUCAUCUCGUAAGGAGAUGCCAAUUGUCUUAGCGGCUAAAGCCUUUUCUGAUUAUUUGUCUAGUCUUGUCCGUAUCCUAGAAGUCCCCGUCAGUCCUGUCUUGUCCUCAGACCCUGUCCCCAGAAAUCCCGAGUGUCCUGAUGUCGUCUCCCCGUGUCCCGUAGAUGUCGUCUCCCCGUGUCCCGUGAAUGUUGCCCCGUGUCCCGUAGAUGUCCCGUGUCCAGUAGAUGUUGUCGUCCCGUGUCCAGUAGAUGUUGUCCCCCCGUGUCCAGCUGUCGUCUCCCCGCGUCCCGUAAGUCUCGCCCCGCGUCCCGUAAGUGUUGCCCCGCGUCCCUUGUCUGCUCCUAUCAUGUCCCCUGUCAGUUGUCCCGAGACCCCUCCCCGCCCCUCACCACCCAGACCUGCCCGUACCCCCCGUCGUCAGCCUUCAUCCUGUCCUCCUAAAACUCCUGCCCCACCCACUCACCCUGGUCUGUCCCCCAUGAACUUUGUGGUCCCGCCUCCUCCCCUUCCCUGUUUGUUUUUUUUGAUUUGUCACCCUAACCCUGCCGUCGUGUAUUCAUGUCUGCCUUUGUUAUUAUUUGUCAUGUCUUGUUGGUUUGUGUCGGUGUCCCAGUCUGUCAUGUCAGUCGUGUCCCGUGUUUGAUGUUCCCUUGAGGAGCGUCUGGAAGCCGCUCCUUAAGGGAGGGGUUCUGUCAUGAUUCUGCCCUCGUGUCCUUGAUUUUUCCUAGUCUUGAGGCAGGAUCAUGACAGACCCGUGUUUUGUGUACAAGCACAUGGCCUUGCCUUUGGGCCAUGUGCUUGUGUUGUCUCGUUCCCUUGCCCCGCCCCCCUUGUUAACCUAGUCGUGUCUUGAUUGUCCCAUCUGUGCCACCUGUCGUGUCUUGAUUGUUCCCCCUAUUUAGCUUUCCUAGUGUGCUCUGUCUUGCGUCGGUUCAUUGAGAUUUGUUCCCUAAGAAGUGUCAUUGUGAUUGUACCUCAACUGUGUCCUACAAUUGUGAUUGUGUGUGAGAUUGUGCUGUACCCGCUGAAGUCCUUGUAUUACCGUGAGUGUUUAUGGUUAGUAUUUAGAGUCCUUGUUUAUCUUGUCAGUCCAGUCCUGUUUUAGUUAUUUAGUCUUUACCUUGCUCCGUGUUUUCCCCCUCGUGGGUUUUGUUUUCCCCUUUUUGUAAUAAACCCUUUGUUUGAGAAUCCCUGUCUGCACCUGAGUUCCUCCCUUACCAAACCCUGACACACGGUGGAGCAGACAACCAGCAGGGUGGAGCAGGUGGACCAGACAGAUCAGGGACCCAUGGCAGAGACUAAAACCUAGGGUAAACUAAGACAUAAAACACUGACAAUGUGUUCACAGCCCCAAGGACCAAGGAAUGAAAUGUAAUAGGUUCAUGAUAGGCAUUUAAUACAUGAUAGGCCUCCAUGGCCGAUACUAGACCAACUCGCAGAUCAACAUUGGACAAACUGGCAAGAAAUACAGAUUGUGACCAGACACUUUUGGAAUACUGAACAGGCAGACAGCUCAGCAAUUUGACUCAGUGACUAAAACUAGUAAGAUAGACAGUUAAUAACUAGACAUAUUUGGGUAAC